Messenger RNA from Dreissena polymorpha, 1990 nucleotides. RefSeq lists its product as uncharacterized. The coding region runs from base 516 to 1328 and encodes 270 amino acids. The transcript is spliced from 6 exons. NCBI's taxonomy places the organism in Eukaryota, Metazoa, Mollusca, Bivalvia, Myida, Dreissenidae. The record is from RefSeq and is a predicted model, not a curated record.
CGUUGAAUCGCACGUUAAAUUAAGUCGAAAGAGUGAAGCAUCGGUUGAAAGCGACAGGGUAUUGAAAUUCUUUAUGGACGAAUUGCGUGUAAUCCGUGCCAGCGUCCAGGCUUCGAUGAAAAAUACAUCAUACAAUGUUACGAUUCACCUUGAACCAGAGGACAAUGGCGUGAUACAAUCACGUGUCAGUGUCAAAUGAGGGAAUUCAAAUGUCAUCAUGUGGCUGCUGCUUUACUGUUUGGGUAAUGCAUAAAAUUACAUAUAUUUGUAUUGUUUAUGUUUUAAACAUGCUGUAAAUAUACUCAGAGAAAAUAAUUAUCUGUUUACUAUUCAUGAUACUUUUUUCAGCUAACAAUUACAUUUGUAAGUUUUUCAUAAUAAACACAAGAGAGCGAGCAAAACUGACAUUAAGUGUUCCUGGAUCAAGCGUCCGAAAUCCGCACCACCCAAGAAAACUGUGACGAUGGCUGAAAUGUAUCCACCAAAUCAGCCUGGAUACAGCUCUGCAUUGGAUUAUGGCAGAGGAGCCACAGACACCGGAUGUACCAGUGCCUCUCCUGGAUGACUUGAUGAUCCAUCCUGAAUAUCUGGGAGCUGAGGACCCCCGCACAUGGCUGAGACGACAGUUGCUGGUGUCGCACGAAAAGGUCAACCAAACAGCUGCAGUAACUAUUGGACAGAGGGAAAAUGCCUUAUGGGCAGCUGUUCGCAAGUUGAGAUUUACCGCCUCUAACUUCGGACAUAUCUUGUCAGCGUUUGACAAAAAAAAACUGACAGUGUCCUUGAAAAAAAGACUUCUGAGCGCGUAUAACCUGGAAAAAAGGGCACCUGUGCAGUGGGGGGUAACACAUGAGCAGGUGUGCAUAGCUGAAUACUGUAAGGUUGGAGGAGUCGCUGUACGCCCGACAGGAAUUUGGCUGCAUGAGUCUGGUGUCUUGGGUGCAUCACCAGAUGGUUUUGUCGAAGGCGUGUUUAGGGGUUUAGUUCAUCAACAACAUGGACAAGCAACAUGUAGUGCAGACAUCAUAGAAGUAAAGUGCCCCUACACUGCCAGAGACCUGACUAUCCAGGAGGCGUGUUCAUCUAUCAAGGAUUUCUACCUAGAUCAAUCUUCUGAUGGACGGCUUUCCCUCAAGCAAGCCCACAACUACUGGCAUCAGAUUCAAGGACAGCUACACAUAACGGGAACUAAUACAUGCGAUCUUGUUGUGUGGACAAAUAAAGACUUGCAAGUGAUCAGAAUAGCAAAGGAUCAUUUGUGGUCGGUCAAUCUGUCAAAAAUGAUUGAUUUUUAUUUUUCGAGCUUUUUACCAUCACUAUACGAAUAAAGGUUACAUUAAAUCUGAGAUGUUAUUACUCCAGGACUCCAGGGGUCAGUGGUUCGACCCCAGUUGAGGACUACACCUUUUGUUUUUAUUCAUCUUUUUGUAACUGGAGCUUUUUAGAUCCAAAGUUUACAUUUAUCAAUGUUAAAGCAUUGAAUGGCAAACUUCAACACGUGCCAAAAUCUGUGAAAAGGCCCCUUUGAAGAAAUAUGUUAAUACAUGUACUACCAAUUAGUUGGUUAUUUAUAUAUUGUUUAUAUAAAGAUAACUGAACCAUUUUGUGACAGUACAGAUAUUCUUUAAUUCUACAUUUUCAGCAGAAUGUUGUUUUUAUGUCCCCCAACACUAUAUUGGGGGACAUAUUGUUUUUGCCCUGUCUGUUGGUUGGUUGGUUUGUUUGUGCAAACUUUAACAUUUGCCAUAACUUUUUCAAUAUUGAAGAUAUCAACUUCAUAUUUGACAUGCAUGUGUAUCUCAUGGAGCUGCACAUUUUGAGUGGUGAAAGGUCAAGGUCAAACUUCAGGGUCAAAUAAAUGGGGACAUAGUGUUUCACAAACACAUCGCUCGUUUUCAUUUGUUCAAGUCGUAAGUAAUGCAUGCUUUGCAACAGCAGCUUUAUCAUGGUCAACUGAGUUGCCAUAAUCAAUAAAAUGUAAUUGUUUUUA